Molecule: messenger RNA, 5988 nt
Organism: Scomber japonicus (chub mackerel)
Lineage: Eukaryota; Metazoa; Chordata; Actinopteri; Scombriformes; Scombridae
Gene: bcl9l
Product: bcl9 like
Exons: 9
Coding region: 636-5210 (1524 amino acids)
Biological process (GO): canonical Wnt signaling pathway; positive regulation of transcription by RNA polymerase II; negative regulation of transforming growth factor beta receptor signaling pathway
Cellular component (GO): beta-catenin-TCF complex
Molecular function (GO): transcription coactivator activity; beta-catenin binding
Source: RefSeq, a predicted model, not a curated record
UUUGACUUAUCAGUAUUGUACAGUGACAUACGGAUGCCCGUGUGGCCACAUUAUUGUGAGCGGCUUGAUAUGGACUCGUAGAGAAAUGCAACGUCCUGCCCUUUUACAUCUUGAAUAGUGGGAGUCAUGAACCGCUGCAAGGUGACGCGUCCUCUGAUUUCAACCGAAACUUCAACCUAAGCCACGCCGUGUUAUUUAUCACCCCCCCUCCCCUCCUCCUCCUCCUUUUUCUUUCUCCGUCCGUCAAAAAAAAAACAAGAAAAAACCUGCACCAGCUACCAGCUCCUUUUUCCUUUUUUGCCCCCCUUUAAUCAAACAGGACGGGGGAGAUCGGGACCCAUCUUGCGCAGUGGUAACGUUAACAGCGAGUGGCGGCGGCGGCGGCGGCGGAGGAGGCGGCCACUACUCCGGGGAAUGUAGACUGGCCGUCAGUCCUGACAUCGGCCUCUUCUGUCUCAGACACACCAGCCAAAUGGGGUCCAUGUGUGGUCAGUGAAGCGUCCUGGAGAGCAACAUGGCAGUAUGUCAGUUGAGCGUCUGGGUGAGAUGAGUGUUGCCUGUAAGCAAUGUGAGCUCCACUGACAGGCACAACUAUUCUCCAUACCAGACCUCCACCUCAAUCACCAGCCAAUCAAAUGCACCCAGACAAUAAACUAGCCAAUCAUGGCAAGCAGGUCACCGGUGACAGCCGAUCUCAAAUAGCCAGUGUAAACCAGCAGGCUCAGCAGCAGCAGGGCGCUGCUGGUCACCUGGGUCCAAAGGGCAUAAGUGCUGGCAGCCAUGGAGUCAAAACCAACCAGAUUUCUCCCGGCAACCCUGGGCUGAAAGCUGUCAGCCAAUCAGUGAGCGGCAUCGGAGGGAUGCUGAAAACCAAAUCGAAGCGGGAGCGGAGUGUCUCCAUUGACUCUGGUGAUUCAAGAAAUGCCAUUCCUCCAGCCCUGGAGACAGAUGCCAAAGGAGAGGGUGUUAUGCGGAGUAAGCGGCGCUGUGUUCUGGAGAAGAAACAGCCAUAUAGUGGGGGUGAAUGGUGCUCUGGACCUGACACGGAGGAAGAUGAAGACAAGCCACACACUGCAACCCACCGGGAGCCAGGGCUUGCAGGUCCUGUCCAAGGGCUUCCUGAUCGCCUGUCCGCAGGGCCCAUGUCUGAACCUGUGGGUCCUGUACUGAGUUGUGGAGUGGGAUCAGGGUUAAAGGCAGAGCCACCUCAGUCUUCACAGCAAGUGGUGUAUGUUUUCACAACCAGCCUAGCCAACAGUGCUGCAGAGGCGGUGUUGAAAGGACAGUCUGAUUCCAUCCUUCUGUUUCACCAGCAAAAUGUUCCAUGCAACAAGUUGGAGCAGGUCAGACAUUUACAGGGCCACCCAUCAGGGAAGCUUCCUAAUCUAUCUGAGAAGGUGAACUCCAGCAGCUCUCCACACACAGGCACCCCUAAAUCCCAAAGUGGAACUCCUCAGCCAUCCUCUGCAGGAGUUGGAGGCCCUUUGCAUCCUGCAGGAACACCAUCAUCAGCUGGACACUCAGAUAAUGAAUCUUCUCAGAUUAGACCUGGUGGAGCGUCCAGCAAUAACAGCAUUGCCCAUAGAUCAGAAGGAGGGAGCACACCCACACCUGCAGGCCCAGUCCUAGGAAAUGGGGAUGGGGAGGGUGGAGGGGGUAUGUCCCUUCCUGUUGCUACUGUUUCUCCCUCAGGGAGUCCUUCCAUCCUAUCUGCACAUCUACAGAGUGAUACAGGCCAGAGGAGUGGCCCAGGGAACACAGAUGGUCUAUCCAAAGAGCAGCUGGAACACAGAGAGCGUUCUUUGCAGACGCUAAGAGACAUAGAGAGGCUGCUUCUACGCAGUGGAGCAAGUGGAGGCCUUGCAGACACAGGAGGCUCUAACAACAAUCCUACUAAUAAUCCCUCCAACCUAAAUAAUAACAACAAUACUGACAGGAGUGCUAUUCUUGAGGAUAGUGAGAAUGGCACUAAUAACCCUGGAAAUUGCAGUAGUGGUAAUAUGGUGUCGUCAGCCUUGACUCCAAUGGGAGCAAUGAAGAAAUAUGAAGAACCCCUCCAGUCCAUAAUUUCUCAAACACAAUCUCUUGGUGGACCUGCCCUUGAAAGCCCUCAAAUGGACACUCAUCAUAACCUACCACAACACCAACAUCACCAGCUGUCUUCACCUGGGAUUGACAUGGGUCCCUUACUUGGACCAGAAGGACUGACCCCAGAGCAAAUAGCAUGGAGGAAACUUCAAGAAGAGUACUACCAAGAGAAGAGACGACAACAGGAAAUGCAACCCACCACACAUCCCCAGCACUUUAGAAUGAUGACUGAAAUGGGCAUGCAUGGGGGUCCCGUGAUGAUGAGAGGACCCCCUCCUCCCUACCACAGCAAGUCUGGAGACCAGCCGUGGGGUCCUGGCAAUAUGAUGGGAGGAGGAAUGGGUGGAAACGCACGAAUUAUGGACAUGCACCAGGAGGGACCUCGUGGUCCUAGAUUCAUAGGACAGAUGCAGAGAGGUCCACCAGGGGGAGGGGGAUUUCCUGGUAGUCCAGGGGGAGUUUUAUCCAUUGAGGGUCUAGGACCCCAAAGGCCCACUAGGCCAGGGAUGAUUUGGUUAGAUGAUAUGCCCAACAACAUGGGUGGUGGGGGUCCCUUUCAUGGGUGCUACCCAGGUGGACCUCCUCAGCACUUGCAGGGUGACCCAGAACAUCUCUUGACACGUGAGGAAAUGUUUCACAUCAUGGAAAAACGGCAGAUGCAGGGACUUACUAGGUUUGAACUUGAUCGAUUAGCUAAACAGCAGCAACAGGGCAACCUGGGCUCAAGAAUGACAGAUAAUCCUGGGGUUCCUGACUUCCCCAAUUUGGGAAUGAGCCGGGGUCCUCCCUCCACGCGAGGUGAUUCUAUGGACUUUCCUGGCUCACGGGACACUAUGGGCUCUCCUGGAGGGGGUCCUCAGAUGAGAGACUUGGUGGAUUCUCCUCUAGGGAGCAACCUUUCUAUGAAUAUGAACCCACAGAUGAAUGUCCAACAACAGCAUAUGAUUCUAUCUCAGAAACUCCGAGGAGGUCCUGCAGGAGGGGGGCAUUUAGGUGAAAUGUUUAGCCCUGGAGAGAUUUCACGAAUCAGAGCUUCACAAAAUGGAAGAGGAAAUAAGGGAAUGAUCCCAGGACCAGAUGGUCACUUUCAGUUUCCCAAUCAAGGUCCUUUCCCUGGAGGACAGGUUGAAGGAGCCUAUCUUCAACAACCUGGCCCUGAGAUGUUUGGGCCUGACCAGCAGGGUUCUAAUCAAAUGGGUACAUCACGACUUAGUCAUAUGCCAAUCACUGGAGGCCUGAGGGGAGCAGAUCUUGGUCCUAGGCACCCCUCUGACCUAUCAAUCAAUGUUCACCCACUGAACUCUCCUGCAGUGCCUCUUCCCCGUCAGCUUAAAUCUCCAUCCCUCAACCAAGAGCCUUCACCUCUUUUACCUUCUCCCUCUGCUCCAGGACAGAAGUCUCCUUCUCAGAUCUCCUCUGCAGGGCAUCAUUCCGCUCUUCCCCCCGCGUCCGGUGCUGGGACUCCUUCCUCUUCUUCCAUGAAGUCUCCCCAGAUAAUGGGGUCUUCCAACCUUGGGUUGCACUCUCCGUCUGCCUCUCCUGGACGACUCAAGUCCCCUGCCAUGGCUGUGGCCUCUCCAGGGUGGCCGUCUCCUAAAACAGCACUUCCAAGUCCGGGUGGUCCAACAAGUGGGAGAGUAGUGGGCAACGGAGGAAGUAAUUCCACUGAGACAGGCCAAUCUCUUCCCCCCAGGAGUUCCAACUCUACCCCCAUUAGCCAGCCAGGCUCUAUGAAUCCUAGUAUGCCAUUUACUUCAUCCCCUGAUGCCCCUCCAUCACAGAAUCCUUUGUCUCUCAUCAUGUCUCAGAUGUCCAAGUAUGCCAUGCCUAGUUCCACUCCUCUCUAUCAUGAUGCAAUCAAAACAAUUGCUACUUCUGAUGAUGAGAUGCUGCCAGAUCGACCUCUUUUAUCUGGUGUCAGCAUUGGAGGAAACAUGGGGAACCCGCAGACCUCUCAGAUGCUUGUCUCCCAGAGCUCCAUUGGGCCCCACAGUGAUCCACAAAGCCCCAUGGGUAUUGUAAGCCAAGGUCAGCAGCACCUGUCGCAUGAUGCCUCAGGACCUGUGCUUUCUUCCCCAAACCAAAUGGGUAUGCCUGCCAUGAAUUCUGCCAUGAUGGGAGGAGGAGCACCUGACGGACUGGGGCCCUGCAAUGUUUCACCCAUAUCUCAGAACCAGAUGGCAGGUUUUCCCCGCAUGCAGCCACCAUCUCAUGGGCCCAUGCACUCACCAAUUGGAGGAAUGUCGCAGAAUUUCUCUCAGACUAAUGAGGCUAUUCUGCCACCUCAGCAGUUACACCUGUUGAGCAAAGGCCAUCCUCACCAACGCCCUUCUCACCCCUCGGAGUCAUUCACCUCUUUGCCCAUGGGGGAUGGACCGGACCUAAGUGAAGUUAUACGGCCGACUCACACAGGGAUCCCUGAGUUUGACCUCUCCCGUAUCAUUCCUUCUGAUAAACCCAGUAGCACUCUUCAGUACUUCCCUAAGAGUGAGCCACAUCAGAAUCCACAUCAGGGGCCACCAUCCCAGCAACCUACUCCACAGCAGCUCCUCAAGCAGCUGUCUUCUUCUGGCCCUCCACACAACACCGGCCCUUCAUCCAACCCCCACAUAGCAAACCUUCAGAACAUGAUGGCUGAACAGCAGUUGCCACCUCACCCCUCACAUGGUGGAAUACGUCAAAGCAUGGGUAUUCUUCAGGGGAGCUCUAGGGGAAUGAUUUCCAGUGGAGGCAUGGGCCCAAUGUGCCCCCCUGGGCAUAUGAUGGGAAGGAUAGGCAUGGGGCCGCAGCAGCAACUCCAGCAACAGCAAGCCAUGAUGGCCAACAGUCUUCUUCACCAUCCCUCUAAUCCAUACCCUGGCAUGAUGUCAUCCCAGCAGCACCCACACAAUCUGAUGGCACAGCAAAACAUUAUGAUGAUGCAGGCUAAGCAGCGAAGCAUGUCAAUUCCAGGGGAUCCCUUUGGCCCCCAGGGUCCUCUAAUGUCCCCUCAGGGACCGAUGAUGGCCCCUCCCCACCCACAGUCUGGUAUGAUGGGGCCCCAGUCUCUCAGACAGCGGGGAAUGUCUCUGGACAGUCCCAUUGGCUAUGGCCCUGGAGGUAUGGCCAAUAUGCCAUUUUGAUCCAGCCCAUAAAAACUGUCAUGAAAAGAAAAAAAAAGGUUACCUACCCAUUGUGUCGAUUUUUUUUCAUCAUUACUCUUGCAGUUGUUUGAAAAAAGGAAUUGUAAAAACAAAAAAAAACAGUGAUAAUCUUCAUAUUUUGGAUUACAACUGAUUAGAAAAUUGAAUAUUUAAAAGCACUGUAACACAGUUCAAUAACAAAUCUGAAGCCAUUUUCUAAAAUACUGUAAAAUAUGUAUAUUUCAAAGAUGUGUGUAUUUGUUUUGGGAACAGAGUGGCGUUCAAAAGAGGAGUGCCUCAAAUUUCUCUUUGUUUUAAUAUCAUUGAUUUAUUUUCUUCAACUACCAAACUGUUGUGCAAAAGGAUAUAACACAAUUAUAUGUGUAUAUAAUAUAUACCUGCUGUAUAUAAGAAGCCAUUUGUGAUUGUUUGCAGUUCUGUAUAACAGUGUUUUACUAGAAGUCUAAAAAUAGAAUAAUACUGAUCUCUAAGGUGGUCUUAGUUUUGUUUAUUGUGUUGUCAUUUGAUAACAUGGACAAGGGGACACAGUUGCUUUAAAACAUUUCAAUUUUUAUUCACUUCACAAAGACCAGUACUUGCAAGCAAAAACAGUUUUUGCCCAACAAUCUCAUUUGUUUUUAAUUGGGUAAAUAAAUCAUAUUUUAAAUGCAAUCAAAAAAGCAGUCGCUACUAUAUUGUCAGAGUAUUUGAUAACAUUGAAACACUUUCCAUCAUAACAAGUGAAAUACUGUAGAAGACAACAGAACAGAAGCAUUUU